AUGGCUCACCCUUUCGUUGCCAGCUCCCACCUUCUUCAUCGUUCAUUUGCUCAUAAGCCAGAAAAGGUGGUUUCUACUUCAGGUGUCUCCUUGUUCCUCGAAUCUGGCCGUGAAGUCCUCGAUGCAUCCGCUGGACCAGCUGUAUCAUGCCUUGGAUUUGGCCGUCCUGAGAUUGCGCAAGUGGUGACAACUCAGAUCAAUCAGCUUGCCUAUCUCUACUCUGGCGCGCGAUUCACCUGCGAUGCAACAGAAGACCUCGCAUCGAUGCUUUUGCAAGGAGAACCAGGUGGCUUGUCCAAGGCCAUCUUUGUUAAUUCCGGAAGCGAAGCUACAGAUGCUGCCAUAAAGCUGGCGACACAGUACUGGUGCGAACGUGGAAUGCCCAAAAAGUGCCAUGUCAUUAGUAGAAAACAGAGUUAUCAUGGCAACACAAUCGGAGCGCUAUGCAUAUCUGGCCAUGACUCCCGCCGGGCUAUGUAUCUUCCCUGGUUAUCGCAAAAUGUCAGUUUCGUCGAUCCCUGCUUCCCCUACCGACUUAAAGAAUGUGAGUCCGAUGAAACCUACGCCAGACGACUGGCAGAUCAGUUGGAGGCAGAGAUCCUCCAUGUCGGACCUGAAAAGGUCUCUGCUUUCGUAGCCGAGACCGUCAGCGGGACUACUCUAGGCUGUGUUCCUGCUGUGGCCGGAUAUUGGAAAGCCAUUCGAAAAGUUUGCGAUGAUUAUGAUGUUCUUUUGAUAUUGGACGAAAUCAUGUGCGGUAUGGGAAAGACGGGUACAAUGCAUGCCUGGGAACAAGAAGGUAUUUCUGGACCCGACAUCCAGAUGAUAGGUAAAGCUCUGGGCGGAGGCUUCAUCCCCUUAUCUGGGGUUUUGCUCCGCAGCAAGAUCUUUGACGCUAUCGCUGAAGGAUCAGGGGGGUUAGCCCACGGUCACACAUUCCAGGCUCAUCCAGUCGCUUGCGCUGCGGCUCUUGAGGUUCAACGGAUCAUACGAGACGAGCGUAUACUAACAAACGUCCAGAAAAUGGGUACAGUACUGGAACAUUUGCUCAGAGACCACAUUGGACCGUUGGAGUUUGUCUGCGACAUUCGUGGACGAGGUCUAUUCUGGGCUGUCGAGUUCGUUCAGGAUCGCCAGAGCAAGACACCCUUUCCAGCCAGUAUGAGACUGUGUCACGGAAUCGUGGACAAGUCGCUAGAUCUGGGAUUGAACAUAUUGGGGAACCUGGGUCAAACAGGGGAAGUGCAUGUCGACCAUGUCAUAAUGUCUCCGCCUUAUGUGGUAACUGAGUCUGAGUUGGAGCGGAUGGUUGAUAUUCUCCGGACAGCUAUUCAGGCUGUCAUCUCCGAGGUAAAGGAAAUUCAAAAGGGAAAUAUAAACGGAACCCAGUCGAAGAUGUUAUCGGAAUGA
Molecule: messenger RNA, 1410 nt
Organism: Fusarium pseudograminearum CS3096
Lineage: Eukaryota; Fungi; Ascomycota; Sordariomycetes; Hypocreales; Nectriaceae
Exons: 3
Coding region: 1-1410 (469 amino acids)
Cellular component (GO): cytosol
Molecular function (GO): pyridoxal phosphate binding; transaminase activity
Source: RefSeq, a predicted model, not a curated record